This is a messenger RNA of Effrenium voratum, 2913 nucleotides long. The record is from the annotation of a GenBank genome assembly. Lineage: Eukaryota; Dinophyceae; Suessiales; Symbiodiniaceae.
AUGGACAUGAAUCUGGGUGCUUUGAGACGUCAGAAGCAUUGCAGUGCGAGCAUGGUGGAUGGCUGCCCAAGGCUCAAAACUUUGGAACGAAGCGUAGAAGCGUAUGGCAUGGAGUUUAGGUUCAGAGAGCUGCCGGUGGACAGCUCAGACGAGUCUGAGGAGUCCGUCUCCGAUUCAUGGCUAGAUGUCGUGAAUGUCGACAAAGUGCGGCAGACCACCAAAUCGAUGCUCUCCGCUCACCGCAAAUUCGUGCUGCGCCUCUCGCUUGCGCUCUCGGUGGCUUUCUGGGUCGCGCUGCUGAGCAUUCCUGUGGCCAUGGGACAUGUACAUUACUGGUUUUUCGGAGUGCGUGGCAAGCUACACGAAACAUAUCGUAGCUUGGAUUGUGCUGACACUGCCUACGGCAAGAUGACAAAUGUUGGAACUUCGGGAAGCCCAGAGAUGGUUCACUGGAAGCCGGAUAUGGGUCCGUGGAGUGACGAGCGCAACCCCAACGACGUUUGGUGCGGUAUGUUUCCACCUUUGUGGGAGGACUACUGGCCAAACAUGGCCCAAUUCAUCGUGUUCACUGUUUUUGUCAGCACUGGUGAUACGGUCCGCUUAUCCUGGCAGGGCCUGGUUGGAACUGCGUGUGCUUGCCUCAACCUGCAGCUGAUGCUUUGCCUUUACCCAGAAGGAGCCUAUGGAGCUCAGUGCGCAAGCACUGGUUGCACACCGCAACCGUACAACGAAGCGGUUUGCAUUCUGGAUGUGCUUCUUGUCCUCUUCCUCUUCCUAGUUUCCAGAGCCGAUGAAAAUACCAUCAAGUUCGGGAUGUCUUGGCAUUGUGCGUUCAUGAUGGAGUUCAUGAACCCCAAAAAGCGGCGAAGCAAAGGCUUCUUUGAAAAACUGUCUGGAUUCAACCUCAGGUGGAUUGACAACUUGGUAUCGGACAUCAUGGUCACAACGAUGUUCGGAGCUCUCAUUUCAAUCCUGGCCACUAUCAUCCCUCGGAUACUGGUGUGCUUGCCGCCACUGGCCAACCGAGUCUGGAUACCAGAAAAUUGCAAGGCCUGCGCUGACAGCAUUUGCGAUGUUUGGCUGGAAUGUAUCAAUUACCUGUGCGGCCCUGAGCCAUCCGCAAAGAAGUUCCAGCUGCAGCGUAAAAUUGACCUGGUGAAAGAGAAGCUGGCUGACACAAAAGAACAGGUGGAAAAAGCAUGGUGGGAGACAUGCGCGUGUGGAGAGGGGGAGAUGGUCCGCAGAAAGCUGAAGACCUUCAUUCGAGGUGCGGAGGGUGUUCAGCGAAUACUGCAAAGCCUCAGCAACUGCAUCUUGCAUGAGGACUUUCAAGGACAACACAAGCAAUUCUGCGAGAUCAUGCAGAAAGAUAUCCGAGAGCUUUAUGACAAAGCCAGGCUGCUGACAGACACGUGCGCACAGGGAGUUAUAGAUGGUAUCAUUACAGCAGAUGAGGAGGACAGCAUUCAACAGUUGAAAGCAGAGGUGCAAAAAGCACAGAUGGAUUUGGUAGUGGCAUUUCGAAGAAACUGGCAUGGGUCUGGCAUAUCCUCCAACUUGGCGGAGGAGAUUAACUUCUUGUGUUGUUUGUCCUACUGGGCGUGCACGGUGGAGCAACUUGCUGACACCGUGGUAGAGCAGAAAGAGAAGCGCAGCUGCGGAAGGAAAUGGUGGAGGUACAUUCAGGUUGGGUGGAGCGACACUUGGGCACCCGACAAGGUUUUCGAGCGGGAGCACGUCAAGUUUGUCCUCCGAAACUGGAUCCCCAUCAGUGUUUGCUUUCUUCUGGCAUAUUGGGUUCCAACCAUCUCAGUCUUCACCCAGUACUCAACCACCAUGCCCAGCACGCUGGCGCUUCUCAUCACGCGCUUCUCUGGCUCCGCGUUUCAGAAAAAUCUUCAACGCACGUUGGGUGUACUGCUGGGGAAGUUCUGGCCGAUCCUGCUCAAGGCAUGCUGGCUGGUCUAUCCCUGCGAGUCUUUCGAGCGUGGCGUGUUCCAAGUGAUCACCAUCUUCUUGUUUGUGGCUUGUGGCGGAUACGUGUACUUCUGCAAUGGCACCUUCAGCUAUAUCGCAGUACUGGUCGCAGGCUACGGGGUUUAUCCCCUGAUGGUUCCUUGCUCUUCAGAGGCCCAAGAAGACUUCGCGGCACACUACAAGGAGAUCGGUCAAGUCACCGUGGCGAUCACGCUGCAGUUUGUGUUGGAGUCCUCACUCCAUAGAACUUCAGCACGAGAGCUGGCUGUGCGCAAGUUGGAAGCGGCUAUGGAUGCGCUGACUGAUGGUUUCCGUGGGUUCUUUGACGGUGACAUCGCCAAGAUGAAAGAAGCCUUGGCAGUAGAAAGUCUUUUGCUUGAGGCAAGCACGCUAGCUGAAUCAGCCGAUCCUAGCAAGCAGCUGGCCCCAAACUGGUCCACGCCCUUCAACCUGAGACUCUACCAGCAAAGUGUGAGGCUCCUCCGAGACAUGUUCGCUGAGUUCAACAUGUUGUUCACUGCCUGUGCGAACCAGGGGUGGGGUGAUGAGCUCGUGUCUGACAUUCUUCAGCCUCUCAGCAGCAGCCCGAUCCUGCAGCCCAUGGCUGAGCAGCUCUGCCAGCGACAUCUGAUGGAGGCGUUGCUCUUGACCUUGAGACAUACCUCAGAAACGCCUCUGAACGUGGAGCUGGAUGCUAAAACCGUGGCAAAGCCCGAGGCAAAGCCCGAGGCGCGGGAUGAGCUGUACCUGGAUCUCACCCGCUCAAUCCCCGUGAUGCGCCGGAAGUCGAAGCCGGAGUCGGAGUCGAAGCCCAGCAUCCUCCACGAUACGCAGGCCCGGGUGACCGUGGCCAUCCGAGCACUGGAGAAUGCCGCCAGCCACAUGGACCGCAUCGCCUGGCUCGUUGUCAGCGAGGACGUCUUCUGCAGCGGAUGA